UAAAGUUGCCAAAAAAUUUCAAGUACAAAUAAACCAAUUUUAUAAUUUUUUCAUUAUAGUAAUGACACAAAAUGCCUGAAAUCCCAGAUUGCCUCGCUCGCAGAUACAAAGCUCUAGACGAGUUAAUAAGGGAACUUACUUCUGACAAGGUUGAAAAUUCCAAUAUGGAUUGCUCAUCAAAGGAUCCGGGUGUAAAAUUGAUGUGCGAUUUUUGGAAUAUUCUCAAGGAGAAUCCUGAUUGCGAUUUGACUCACGAAGUCGAACAACGCAUGGGUCUUAGCAGUAGCAGUAAAAGCACUGGGUUCUUUCAUCCAAAGCGCGUGACAUGUUACAUGGCCGGUUGUUGCAACCGUGGCGGUGAUGCAAAUAAGGAUCCCAAUAAACAGAAAAGGUUCAGUGCCGACACGAGAUCUUGCCAAAGAUCCAAUUCUCCGAGCACCACAAGUGACAGCUUGCCCCUCAGUAAGGUGUUGUGCAAUUUAAAAGAAGCUGCUUCAUUUGAAAAGAAGUGUCAAGGUAAAGUUAAUGACUUAUUGGCAACUCAGAAGGAAUUACAAGAUCAAAUAACACAUUUGGAGCAACGUGAAAAAGAAGGCAUACAGAUGUUGAAACAGGCUGAUUGUAUGUGGUCUUGCAUGGAACAAUCCUAUAAGAAAAAAGUAGCUGAAUCUCUUGAGCGGCAAAAGACGCUUCUAAAGCAGUUGAAAGAAGUUGAAGAGAGUACUGAAAAAUGGCGCAAGAAUAAAAAAGAUCUGGAAUUUCAAAUGGAUAAUAUUACAAAAUGUCAUCAGGAGAUUAAAGAAAAAAUAACAGAAAAAAAUGGCGAUUUAAAAUGUAUUGAUUUAGAAAUCAGUGAUUUUAAGAAACGAAUAGAAAAUAACAAGUCAGAUAUUGAAGUAACGAAAAAGUCAUUCAGUAGCAAGAGAAAUGCGUCCGAUGCCAAAAUAGCAUAUAUUGCUAAUGAGGUAUCCAGAAUUGAAAAGCAACUUAACGACGAACGGAAAAGAAAAAGUGACAAGGAAAAAGAAGGUAAUACUUAUAUAAAAGAAGCACGUGAGGAUUUACAAAAAUUAUGCAAAGUUUUAUUACAAAAGAAACUCGAGAACGAAGAUAUGAAAGCAGAGAAAGAAGCUCUUCUAUUGGAAAUUGAAAUGCUUAAACAAACGUGUGAUCAAUGCAGAGAUAAAUGCAAAAAUAAACAGCAAGCUAUUGAGGAUGAAAUUAAGUCAAUUGACAAUGAAAUAGCUAAUUUUAAAGUGAGAUGUAUUCGAUGUCACGAAUGCACGGACACAGUUGAUUUUCGCAAGCUGUGUACAGAUUGUCCAAGGUGUGCUGAAGAACGACAUUGCCUGCUUGAAGGUGACCAUUGUAGUCCAGAUCAAACCAUGGAUUGUGUGUGUACGGUGGUCAAACAGAAGUUUUUAGAUAAUGUAUUUGAUAAUAUGUACACUGUGCUUGAAAGGCAAACUAAAACCGGUCCUGGAAAAGCUGUAGCAGAUGCGGUUUUGAAUUGCCUCAAGAAUAGCCGUAAUGGGAAAUUAAACGCGGAAACAAGAAAAAUUUUACAAGAUUUCAUUUUGUGCACGGUUAAGAAAAAUUUAAAUUUGACAAUCGUAGGUGGUGCUGUUAAAACCAGGUGUGAGCUGGAUCCUGAUACGUACAAACAAUUGAUGUUGUGUUUAAAACAAAUAAAAGCUACUAAAGCUCCUAAGGUGGAUAAAGGGACACUUUCUAGAAAAGAACCGUGCCAUCGCUGGGGUUCAACAAGUGAAUGUAACUGUCCUCGUGGUCCGAAAAAUUGUAUUUGCACGAGCAAAGCUCCGCCACCACCUAAUGAUCCAACACCGUGUCCACAAGAUCCUGAUGAUAUGAAGCCUGACUCGGGUGAAGUGGUCAUGUGUCCACAUAAAGAUUCGACACCGUGUGGUCCAGAUUGCGCCAUGCACGCUCCAGACCGCGUGGCGACUGAAGUUGCUGCUUGGAAACCUAGUCCAUGUCAAGCGCCAUCAUGCCAAUUCAAGAAUAUGAGAGCUGCGCAAUGCGUGUUGGGGCCUGAGGCUCUAUCUACGGUUUCUGAAUCACGAGCCUAUAGAUCAGUAAUUCCAUUAAUACCAAGCAUGCAAGAUUGCGACAAACAAGCAAAUUGUCAAUGCGGUAGCUUAUCAAAAAGACCCUGCGAUUGCCAUAAAGAUACAAAACAACUGAACGCAGAUUGCAUGACAAAGUUUGAUAAAGAUACAUCUACAAAUCGAUAUGAUAAAUACGGAGAAAAAAAAUGUUGCCGUAACAACAUGAGACAUGAAAUAAAAACUGAAACUAAAUAUAAAGAAGAAAAAAGUAAAAGUAAUGUAGCAACUGAAACAAGAAGAUAUGAGAGCAGAUUAGUCACAAAAGAUGACCAAAGAAUGUCCAGUAAUUUAGAAAUUAUAUUUGAAAAAGAGGAAAGUUCUCAAUCAUUCAAUAAUUAUUUACGAACACUUAGUAGACAAUAUGGCACUGAUUCAAGAGAAUCAAUUUCAAAAGACUCUAGUGGUAAUAGCGUAAAAGUGACAUGUAGUGAAUGUGAUGAACAAAUACACGAUGAUGUACCGAAAAUAUCUAGAUCAACAUCGGGUAAUAUUAUUAUGGGAUUGGAUGGAAACUUAAUUAAGUUUAUAGAAGAGAAAACAAAAGAAAACCCUAACUUUUUUGCUACUUUGAAACAAGAUAGAUCAGGCUUGUAUUAUUUAGAUUUUAGUUGUACAGAGGCAGAUACUUGUUCAAAGAAGUUGAAAGUGAAAAGAACUCUAUCUGGCAGUUUACUAAUGGAAGUUAUAAAAAAGGAUCGUAACAAAUCGUCUUUGAAAAAGUCAAAUGAUGAAAAAACAAUACCUUCAUCAAAGUUAAUGCAACAAGAACAAGAUCCAAAACAAUUACGUAGAACUAUGCCAAAUCUAUUUUUGGAUAAAUGUAUCAAUAAUUUAAUGGACAAUAAAAAAGAUACAUUGGCACAUACAGAUGGGGAUCAAUGUGACGCACAAUUAUGUAAAGCGGUAUUGAAAGGUCUUUUGGUAGAUAUUAAGGAGCCUGUUAUUUUAAGAAGAACUCAAUCUGGAAAUUAUGAUAUAGUCAUGAAUAAAGAAUUUGAAAAUCAGUAUAAAAAUACUAUUAAACAAUAUAAUGGUGAAGAAAAAGAUUCAUGUGUUCGAUUUUGUAAGGCAAAUCCUCAACAAUACAUUAUAAGCUUUGAUAGGAGUGAAAAAGGUGACCACAAAGAUGCAUAUUUAAUUAAAUCUGAAUCUGGGAAUCUUAAACUUAUAACUUGCUGUGAACUAGAUCCUAAAUAUCGUAAAAAGGGAUCUAUUGUGUCGGCAAACAUCUUAGAAAAUAUAUUUAAUUGUAGAUUAAAAAACCGUACGGAAUUAAACAAGCAAAAACUACAAAGUAUAUUAAUAAAAGAAAAGAGUUGUAGUGACUCAAAUAUUUACAAUAGAUUUAAAAUUGACUCUUUAAAACAGCUGGGCAUAGAAUCGCCUCUUAAACUUCAACAAACCUCAUCUGGAUUAUUUACUAUAGUAAUGGACAAGGAAUCAAGGAAAAAUUUUGCGAAAAAUUUGAAAAGCUAUCUAUCUGAUUCUUCAAAAGGCGUCGUGCCUAUAAAAAAAGAUGAAAAUGGCGAAAUUGUAAUAGUGUUGAAUGGUGAAUUAAAUAAUGAAGUUGAAUAUGGAUCACUGACUAUUUCUCCAUCUGGAAAUAUAUACAUAAAUUUAACAGACACCUCAACUAAAAAAUCCAUAGAUGCAUCCACUGAUUUUACUUCUCAUAAUGAAUUAAAAUGGGAACAAUUUAUUGAUGAAAUACAAAAUCCAAUAGUUAAGGCAAUUGCAACUACGUGUAAUGCAAAAGAAUACAGCUCGUGUGACAUUAAUAAAUGCGUUUGCAAAAAUAUUCAGUACAAAUCUAAAACCUGGUUUAUAAACGAUAAUGAUGUGAAAGAUUCAUUUAACAAUAAAGAAAGAAAUAAUAAGGAUUUGAAAGUGUCAUUAGGAAAAUUACAUGAUAAUAACAAACCUAGACAUAUUGUUAUAAAACCUUGUAAUAAGGAACGUGAAUUUGAUGAUCGGCGAUGUCCCGUGGAUGAAGCUGUUCAUCAAUAUACUGAUAGAUUUUGCCAUGAACAUGCAAACAGAUACAAUAAUUUAUCAAACGAAUUGUUAGAAAUUUCAAGUUUAUGCAACCAUUCAAUCCGUGAAACAACACCAAACAAACAACAAAGUGAUGGUAUCAGUACAAGCUUCCGAAUAAAACCUGUAGAGAAACAAGUUAAAUCUCAACGCCAAAAAGAAAUUUACGAUUGGGAUUCUAUAGAAUUUCUGCCGCAUCAAUUGCCACCUUUUCUAAAAGAUUUUAUGUAAAUUUUGUGUAUGUAAUGUACAUUGUACAAUUUACAUACCUUAAAAAUUGUAAAAAAUUAUAAUUGUCGACAAAAAUAUUAUGUUUAGCGUAUACAUUGUAGUUUAUGAAAAAUGUUGCAAUAAAUUAAGUACGAGUGUU
This is a messenger RNA of Colias croceus (clouded yellow), 4533 nucleotides long. RefSeq lists its product as uncharacterized. The record is from RefSeq and is a predicted model, not a curated record. The transcript is spliced from 14 exons. NCBI's taxonomy places the organism in Eukaryota, Metazoa, Arthropoda, Insecta, Lepidoptera, Pieridae. Bases 72 to 4394 code for a protein of 1440 amino acids.